Molecule: messenger RNA, 1206 nt
Organism: Bactrocera tryoni
Lineage: Eukaryota; Metazoa; Arthropoda; Insecta; Diptera; Tephritidae
Gene: Lipt2
Product: putative lipoyltransferase 2, mitochondrial
Exons: 1
Coding region: 273-947 (224 amino acids)
Biological process (GO): protein lipoylation
Cellular component (GO): mitochondrion
Molecular function (GO): lipoyl(octanoyl) transferase activity
Source: RefSeq, a predicted model, not a curated record
UAGAUAUGACAUAAGAAAUUUGUGUAAACAUUUAGUAAGAAUCUGCAAGUGUAAGCACCUUAUUACUGGUACCAUGAGAGUGUUUUUUGAUUGAUUAAAAAGAGAUGUGGGCUUCAAUAGUGCUAUCAGCUGUUCUUUAAGCAAAAGGAUGCCAGCUGAUGUUUAAUAAAAAAGGAAUCAGCAUGAGUAAAAUAUAACUAAUCUAUAUAUCUAUAAGAAAGUUUUUACUGUACAACUAGUAAAGUAUAAAGAAUGUAGUUAUAAUUCAACAAAUGAUGAAAAAAACGAUUCCUUUAGUUAACAUUGUAAAUGCUGGACAUCAUGGUUACGAGUCAGGAUUAAAACUGCAAAAGCAACUAAGUAAUCAGAAAGCGGAAGAUUGGGCCAAUUUCCGUAAUUAUCUAAUUUUACAGCAACAUGAUCCAGUGUAUACUAUAGGUAUACGAACGAAGAAUUAUUCAUAUGCAGAUGAACAACGUUUACGUAAAUUGGGAGCUGAGUUUUUUCGUACAAAUCGUGGCGGUUUGAUAACCUUUCAUGGACCAGGUCAAUUAGUUGCAUAUCCCAUAUUACAUUUGCAUCAAUUUCAACCGAAAAUGAGAUGGUAUGUUGCUACAUUGGAGAAGACUGUUAUUGAAACCUGUCGCAAAAUGGGUAUUCCCCAAGCUACUACUACAUCAGAUACUGGCAUAUGGGUAGGAAAUAACAAGAUUUGUGCAAUUGGUGUACAUGGCUCUCGAUAUGUUACAACACACGGCAUAGGUCUUAAUUGCUGUACCGAUUUACGUUGGUUCGAACACAUUGUUCCUUGUGGUAUUGAAGGAAAAGGUGUUACUUCAUUGAGUAAUGAGCUACAACGCAAUGUAUGUGUAGAAGAAGCAGCGAAAGUCUUUGUACGAUGUUUUGCAGAACAUUUUAAUUGCCAAAUACAAGAUAAUAUGCAAUGAUUUUAUAAAUAUUUUUUCAUAUUAGUGGUACAUUUUUACUUUAUAUACUUAGCUUAAGAAAUAUAUUGGAUCAUAGUAACAAUCUGUGUCUUAUCGAUAUAAACGAAGUAAACAUUUUAUAUAUUGCUGGUCAGAAAAUUUAUCUAAAUACAGGGCCAUUGUUAUAGGAAUCUACUUACGUGGUUACAACUUUGAUAUUACGUGUUCGAGUAGAGAUUUCAGUUAUAACGGGAAAUAAAACAAUGUCAAAGGAAUCCUA